Neodiprion virginianus is the source of this 1215-nucleotide messenger RNA. Its product is annotated as 52 kDa repressor of the inhibitor of the protein kinase-like. Lineage: Eukaryota; Metazoa; Arthropoda; Insecta; Hymenoptera; Diprionidae. The record is from RefSeq and is a predicted model, not a curated record. Gene Ontology annotation, molecular function: protein dimerization activity.
AUGGCCUUCAGAGGUAGCUCAGGCAAACUGUACACACCAAACAAUGGCAAGUUCUUGGGAUUGGUACAAUCGUUGGGUAAAUUCGAUCCUGUUAUGGAGGAGCAUUUGAAGCUGGCAACAACAGGCGGCAUUUCUGAUCACUAUUGUGUGAAUCGGUGGAAAAUACUUAGUGAUCACGUGGAGCUCUACAGUUUGAAAAAGCUAAGCGAUACGCGUUGGGAAGCCAAAAUAAAUAGCGUAAAAUCUGUUCGUUAUCAAAUUUGCGAAAUUCAUGAUGCUUUAGUGACAUUGGCUAACUUAACAGAAAAAACCGGUCACACCACCUCACAUGAGGCAAGCACAUUAGCAGAGCAACUGGAAGAUUUCAGUUUCAUUGUGUCUUUGGUGGUUUGGUACGAAAUUCUGUUUCAAAUAAACGUUGUUAGCAAAUCACUGCAGUCCAAAGAUAUCGAUCUCGGUAAAUCUGCAGAAAUGCUCGGUAAUUGUUGUAAUUUCUUCGAAGAAUACGGAGAAACCGGAUUCAAAAAAGCUUUAUGCACUGCGAGCGAUCUCGCAAAAGCGCUUCAAACCAAACCAGAGUUUGCACCUGCGAAACGUUUACGACGUAUAAGACGUCAGGAUGGUGAAAUGGCUACGGAUGAGCCGAUUGAAUCUCCAGAGAAAAAAUUCGAAGUGGAAUUCUUCAACAAGUUGCUGGACGUCGGUUUAAUGUCAUUAAAAGAAAGAUUUCAGCAAUUGAAAGACUAUUCGCAAACGUGGUCAUUUUUACACGACAUUAAAAUAAUUCCGGAAAAAAAUCAACUCGCAGUAUUAUGUGCCAAUCUUCAGCAAAAACUCACUGUUGGUUCUAAUUCCGAUAUCGACGGAGACGCACUUUGUGGGCUCAUAAGUUUGCAACCUUUUCUCCCAGAUGAGAAUAUUUCGUGUAUAAAUGUUCUCAACUUUAUACGACAGCGGAAUAUUCAAGAACUUUAUCCAAAUGUAUGGAUUGCAUUCCGGAUUUUUGCAACGAUUCCGGUUACAGUUGCAAGUGGAGAACGCAGUUUUUCUGAACUAAAAUUAAUAAAAACGUAUCUCCGAUCAACAACCUCUCAAUCGAGACUCUCUAACCUGGCUACUCUGUCGAUUGAAAAUGAAAUCGCUGAACAAUUGGAUUUUUCUAGUUUAAUUCGUGUAUUUGCUGACAAAAAGGCUCGAAAAGUAAAAUUUUACUAA